Oppia nitens is the source of this 1395-nucleotide messenger RNA. It is a transcript of the gene ND-42, whose product is annotated as NADH dehydrogenase [ubiquinone] 1 alpha subcomplex subunit 10, mitochondrial-like. The record is from RefSeq and is a predicted model, not a curated record. The coding region runs from base 114 to 1376 and encodes 420 amino acids. Lineage: Eukaryota; Metazoa; Arthropoda; Arachnida; Sarcoptiformes; Oppiidae. The transcript has 4 exons. Gene Ontology annotation, biological process: mitochondrial electron transport, NADH to ubiquinone. Gene Ontology annotation, cellular component: cytoplasm.
AUUUACAAAAUAAAGACAAACAUUGAGUGAAUGUUUUGAUAAAUUUUGUGAACAUUUAAUGCCAUUUAAUAUCACUUGAAAUCAGUCUUAAAGUGUAAGACAUAUGAUAUGAGAUGUCAUUCAUAAGGUUGUGUACAACGAGACUGAUCGCUGGUCUUAACGGCGCCAGAAAUGGUCACCAAAUGUUGGGUAUCCAGUCAUUGGUCGUAAAUCAAUGUAAGACAAUGAUUGGCGUCGAGCGUAUGGAUCCCGAAGUGCUUAAGAAUAAGCGGAAGCCGUGGCCAUACAAGACUAAGCCGUACUAUACAUAUUGGCAUUACUUGCUUGAUCUGGACAUAACACCCGAACGAUUCGAUCAAAACACCAAAAUUGUGGUCAUUGAAGGCAAUAAGGCCUCGGGAAAGGAAGUGGUAGCUCAAGCACUGGCCAAAGAGUUUGGACUUCUUUAUCUGAAGGAACCGGAUCUCGAAGAAAUGUAUAUCAAUCACAACGGCUUUGAUUAUCGUUCUCUCAAUAAAUACAUCGAUGAAUUGGUUCAUGCGAUCGAUGAGAAAAUGUUUUACGAGAACCCGCACCACAAGGCUGUCCAAUGGCUUAAAAUGUUUUACUAUUACCAGAGAUUCGAGCAAUACAUCGACGCUUUGGUCCAUUUGUAUGCCACCGGACAGGGAAUCGUUUUAGAGAGAAGUCCUUACAGUGACUUUGUCUUUACCGAUGCUAUGCAUAAGUGUGGCUUUCUUAAUGACGACACGCGAGACUUUUACUUUCGACUUCGACACAACACUAUAUAUGAUUUACAAAGACCUCAUUUGGUUAUCUAUUUGGAUGUAUCACCAGAGGAAUGUCUUCGGCGAAUAAAAGCAAGAAAUAUUCCACACGAAGUAAACUCAAAGGUGUUAACUAAAGAAUAUUUGCAAGAAAUUGAAAAUCAAUACAAGAAACGCUAUUUACAAGAAGCGUCCCGUCAUUCAGAAGUUUUGAUUUAUGACUGGAAUAAAUACGGUGACAUCGAUGAUGUAGUGGAUGACAUCGAGAAAAUUAAAUUAGAUGAAUGGGAUCCACAUUUAGAGAAAUUUGAAGACUGGAACUUAUGGGAAGAGGACGAGUUUGAGUUUUUUAGGAAUUUAUAUACAAACAAAAAAUAUAAAUUAAUGCAAAAGUUAUCACUUAUGCCUGUAUAUGAUGUGCCCAGUCUUUGGGUCGACGAUGAAAUUGGUGAACACAGAGAUAAGAUUUACAAACAUAUGGUUCCCAACUAUGGUAUAACUCCAAGCUUUGAUCCGUCAAAGACAUCUUUAUUAACUCGAUUGCUUAGAUGGCGUAACACAUCCUAUAAAGAGGAUACGGAUUUUAACUGUAGAGGACCUUUCUAUUAGAUUAUUAUUAUUAUUAAUA